AUGAAAUUGUCAUUACUUCAACUUGAACGUUCUUAUUUGGAUGCUCUUUCUGAGUUUGGUAAAUAUGCUCCAAAUACAAUACAAUCAUGUGUGAAUCUCAUAGAAACUCUUAAUCAAACUGGUCGAUAGUAUAUAUAACAGAAACAGUAAGGUGAGAAAUAUUUUUAAAGAGCCAUUGAAUUAGCAUCUGGAUUAGAAAUGGAAGAGUUACUCAAUGUAAAAUAUUCUACUUAUAUGUUGUACGCAGAGUAUCUUGAAUAUUAACAUAAUAAUAAGUAAGCUUAUAAUCUACUAAUUCAAUUACUUCCUUUGUCAAAAACCAGUUAAAAAAGUAUUAUAAUGACAUAAGUCUAAAUCAUGAAUCAUAUAAUAGAGAAUGGAAGACUUUGCAAAAUUUCAAAUGUUGUACAAUUAAAUGAGAAGUUGCUGAAUCUGAUGUAAGAAAUUGGUUUGACAUUUUAUCUUUAUAAACAGUUCCCUAAGAAGUUUUAAUAAAUUCUAUUAUAAGCACUCUCAUUCUAAGCCAAAAUUUAUCAUAAAUAAAAUAAUUAUAGAGAAGCAGCAUCAUUAUAUUUUUAAUCAUAUCAUCUAUCUGAAGAAUUACUUGGGAUUCAUGAAAAAAGAACUCAAGAAUAUAAAAGAUUAUAUGAACUAUUAAGUGAUAAGAUAUCUUUAAACAUAGAAAUUUAAAGUCAGGAUGAAGAAGAAGAUGAGCAACCCUAACAAAUUUAAAUAACACCUUAAGAUGAAAUUCUUUAAUCUUUUCGACCUAAAAUAACUUCAUUUAACAAUUAUAUUAUCAAUGUAGAUUCUGCUAGAGCUCCAAAACUUUCUAAAAAGGUAGAUAAAGCAGAUAAACUAACUACAUCUUCAUCUAUUAACAAACCUAAUUUUCUAAUUAAAGAUACACCCAUAUAAUCUUUAUUCAUUAUUAAAAAUCAAUCCAGAACUAGACCUACUAGUUCUUAAGGUACUUCUAAAUUAACUAGUCCUACUUAAGGUGUCUCAAUAUUAUCCAAAAAAACCACAGAGAGAUUUCAUACUAAAAUGCUCUCUUUGGAAUAGAGUGCCAUAAGAACUCUAGAAGAUGCUCAUCCUCCCAAUUUAACAAAUGAAUUACUCAUUAAUAGACCAUAAUACGAAACUAAAUAAUUUAAAAGGGUAGAUUUUGUAAAAUAAGAAAAUUCUAAGUAAACUACCUCUACAUAUUAAAUUCAACUUACUAUUCCAACAAGAUCCUAAAUAAGAGAACCCUCUAGAAAUAACAUAACGGCAAAAGUUGAUUCUAAAAAAUUAUCUAAUUAUCCUAGUACCUAAAAAAUUGAAAGACCUUCAUAAAGAAAAAUUUUAGCCCCUGAAAUAUAACCAACUAACUUAUACAUAAAACCUAUUCCAAGUACUUAAAAUUUAACAAAUGAUAAUGAUGAAGAUAUCACCAAGUAAGAGGAGAAUAAAAAUGUAUCAUUUGAAAAGGAAGAACCAAUAAAAGUACAUUCUCCUCAUGAUUCAAUUAUUGCUAAAUAUUUGGAAACUCAUUCUAUGUAUAUAUUAUUAGAAGCUGUUGAAAAGAUUAAAGGGAAACUUAAAAAAUAUGUUUAACAUUCUAAUAAACAAAAAAAAGAAUUCUUAGAACGAAAACAUCAGCAUUCACCCAAUAGAAUUUUGAUGAAUAAUAAAUCACAAUAAUUAGGUAGAUCCAAUACCUUGAUAGAUAUAGUUGAAAAAAAACUGCUUGAAAAUGAAGCCAGUAAAAUUAUAUAUAAGUUUUUUUAAUCAGCAAAUACAAUGGAAUGGUAUCCAAUUCAUUUUUAUGAUAAAUUAUUUACUGAUUUUGAAACAUCCAAAUGGAUUCUUGAAAAUCCUAGAAUUAGAGGUUAAUUUUUGUAAAAAUCAUCAAAAAAUGAAGAUUAUCAUUAAGUUAAUAUUGAAUAGAUUCAAAAUAUUAUCUUUAAUUUAAAACGUUAAUCAACCUUUUAAGUAAUUGGGUCAAUUGAAAUUUCAAAUCAUACAAGAAAAAUUUAAUUUAGAUUUAUAAUAGAUACACUUAUUGAUCAUUAUAAAGAUAUAUAAUCUUAUGAUGACAUGAUGGAUUUGUUUGAUUAAUUACUUAAUAUAUAUCUGAUGCAAGAAGAUUUAUUCAGUGAAUGGCUUGACAAUAGGAAGGACUAAACACUCUAUAGAGUAAGUAAAGAUGCCAUAACAACACAAACUCAAAAAAGGUAAAGUCUUAAUAUUUAGUUAUCUAAGGAACAAAGAAUUUAAUAAUAAGAAGAUAUUUAAUAUUAUCAAUAUCUUUUGUCUAAAGUCCUUUUUUUAAUCAAAAGAAAGAGUUAUAUCAAGACCAUGAAUGGUUAUAAAUUUAAAUCUGUUUCAUAAAAUCAUUAAGUCUCUAUUCAAUAAUAUAAUAAUUCAAUUUAUCACAAAAAAUUAGAAAGAAUUAAAUAAUACUUUUAAUAUAUAGAUUAUCAAAUAUAAAAUUAGGCUAACAAACCUAUUUUGAGUAAAAAGAGACAUCGCAAAAGGAAUAAAGAUAAGCAUUUAUUUAUAGCUUAGGACAAAAAAUAAACAAUUAGAGGAAUAACACCUCCAGUUUAAGAUGAUGAUUCUCAAGUAUAUACAUAAAGAGGUAGUCCAUAUGUUUCUUUGAAAGAUACAGGCAUCAUACUUGGUAAUGAAUUAUAAUCUGGAUAAUUAAUUUUGGGGGCAGAGACUCCUAUUAUCUAACCAUUAUUGAAAUAAACACUAAUAUCAAACUGGAAAAAUAUGGGUAUAUAGGAAGUACCUCCAUAAUUGACAGAUAUAUUUAAUUUAGAAACAUAGGAUUAUUUAUAAAGAUUAUUUCCAGAAUUCAAAUUGAAUAUUCCUCCUAUUAAUUACCAUCCUGCUCCUGCUCCAAGCAUGAAAAAAUUUUUAACUGAGUCUCAUUAUCAUUUUAGACAAGAAAUUUCAACAAAAAAAUAUGAUAAAUUGGAAUAUAAACCAAUUCACUCAGAAGAUUACUUAAUUUUAACAUAAGUAGUUAAAAUUGAGAAACAAUUUUAUUAUCUUACAUUAUCCAAUAAAUUAAAAUUAAAAUAAGUAUUUGGUAAAGAUUUAUGGGAAGAUGAGUUUGAUAUUGAAUUGAAACAACUAAUCAAUUAUUCUGUAGGAAGAACAGGAUAUAUAAUUGAUUUAAUAGAAUUAUAGAAUAUAUUAUAGCAAAAAUUAGAAAUUGUGAAUUGCAGAAUUUAAAUCAAAGAAAAUGAGACUGAUAAUUCAUAUUAAAAAAAAUUAAUUAAAAUUUAUAGAGUGAAUAAAAGACUAUAUCAUGUAAUCUAAUCAUUAGAAUUUGUUGAAGAAGGACUCAAAGAAUUAUCAUAAGUAAGUAAUAGCCAAUAAUCUGAUGGUGUUGAAUUAAUUGAAGAAUAAAAAAGAGAACCACUUAUUGAUAUUGUAUUUUUACUUGGAGUCAUAAAUAAUAAUACCUAUGUUUAAUAUCCAAAUGUUAUACCUAAUUGUUAUUUAUUAAGAAAUGUAAAUGGAAAGUUCAUGUUAUAAGACCCUGAGCAACCUAGAAAACCUAAAUUUCCUUUUAGAUUAAUCAUGUCUCAUGAAGAUAUGAAUAAACACAUUUCUAGAACAAAUGAAUAAACUAUUAAUGCAAAGGAUAUCACACUAUUUCCUC
This is a messenger RNA of Paramecium primaurelia, 3664 nucleotides long. NCBI's taxonomy places the organism in Eukaryota, Ciliophora, Oligohymenophorea, Peniculida, Parameciidae. The record is from the annotation of a GenBank genome assembly.